AUGGCCUUUGAAGCUGCUUCAUCCUCUUCUUCUGCUCAGUUGGAAGAGAUCAGUCUUACUGGUUCAAGUAAAUUGGAAGAGCUCAGUCCUAGUAGCUCAAGACUUGUACCAGAACGACCACCAUCCAUUGCAAACCUAAAUGCCAGUGAUUGCAAGUCGUUGGAAAUUGUGUCAACUUGUAGACCAUCAGGUGGUCAGCCAGUAUACUUCUCAUUCAAGAAUUGUGUGCAACUGAAUGAACAAUCGCUUCCCAACAUCAUGGAGGCUGCUGCCUAUUCUAUACCUUAUUUUUUACUGCAUAAAAACAAGAAUUACCUGGUUCGUUUUUUGAUUUGUGUUGCCGGAAACAGAGUACCGGAGUGGUUCAAAUACAGGGCAGCACAAAGCUCCGUGAUUGUUGAACUCCCUCGACUUUCAGACUUUGCGAAUUUCUUCUUCUGUACUUUCUCAAUACUACACAGUGCUCUCCCUGUUGCUCAAUCAGAUAGAGAUAUGGCCCUUCUUGCUACUUCAUCCUCUUUCUCUGCUCAAUCCCUCCCCAAGAAGUAUGACGUUUUCAUCAGCUUUAGGGGGGAGGACACUCGCUCCAACUUCACUAGCCAUCUUUAUGAUGCUUUCCGCAGAAAAGGCAUCAGAAGCUACAUAGACUCCCAACUCGUGAAAGGAGAUGAGAUCUCACCAUCACUUCUUCUAGCUAUCGAGGAUUCAUAUGCAUCUGUGGUUGUGUUCUCUGAAAAUUAUGCUUCUUCAAGAUGGUGCUUGGAUGAACUCACCCAUAUACUCCAUUGCAAAAGGGUUCAAGGACAGAUUGUUGUUCCUGUCUUCUAUAAAGUUGAGCCAUCUCAUGUACGCAAUCAGACUGGGGUUUUCGAGCAAGCAUUUGAGAAUUAUGAGAGAGAUCUCAAGGUUGACCAACACAAAAUGCAAAUGUGGAAGCAAACUCUUCAUGAAGCUGCAAACUUAGCUGGUUAUGACUCUCACACGUUCAGGGAUGAAUCUGAAUUGAUUCAAAAGAUUGUCAAAGACAUGUUGCAGAAAUUGAAUCACAAGUACCCGCCUGCUGAAUUAAAGGGACUCGUGGGUAUUGAUGACAACUGCAAAGAGAUAGAAUCAUUGUUGAAAGACGCUAAAAGCAUUGGAAUAUGGGGCAUGGGGGGUAUCGGCAAAUCAACCAUUGCCAAAUUUAUAUUUUUAAAAUAUUCUUCCCAUUAUGAAGGUUCUUGCUUCUUGGAAAACGUUAGGGAAAAGUCUCAAAAUGGAAUUGCUGAAUUACGUCACAAAUUUCUCUCUUGCAUGCUAAAGGAAGAUCUCCUUAUUGAUGCCACGACCACUUUUCUUGAGACUAGGCUUAGUCGUAUGAAAGUUUUUGUCGUUCUUGAUGAUAUCAGUACUUUGGAGCAAUUAGAAUAUUUGGUUGGAGGGCCUUUUUGUUUUGGGCCAGGAAGUAAAAUUCUCAUCACAACAAGAGAUAAGCACGCGCUUAGCAAAGGAGUUGACAUAAUAUAUAAGGUUAAGGAAUUGAAGUUCCAUCAAUCCCUUGAACUUUUCAGCUUGAAUGCCCUCAGCACUAGCCUACCCAUAAUGGGGUAUGAAGAACUAACAAAAACAGCAGUUGUUUAUGCGCAAGGAAUUCCGUUGGCUUUAAAAGUUUUGGGUUCAUAUCUUCGUGGUAGAAGUGAAAUUGAAUGGAAGAGUGCUUUAAGGAAACUUGAGAAGAGUCCUCAUAAAGAUAUUCAAAAGGUGUUGAGAUGGAGUUAUGAUGGAUUGGAUGAGGAGGAGAGGAAAAUAUUUCUAGACAUUGCUUGCUUUUUGAAGGGAGAGUUGACAGAAAUUGUAAUCAGUUUAUUAGAUAGCUUUGGUCUCUCUGGAGCAAUUGGGAUAAGAACACUUCAUGACAAGGCUCUCAUAGACGUCUAUGAUGGUUUACAUGUUAAAAUGCAUGAUUUAAUACAAGCAAUGGGUUUAAAAAUAGCUUGUGAAGAGUCUAUUGAUGAGCCUGAAAGACAUAGUAGAUUAUGCAAUUUUGAAGAAAUUUAUGAUGUUUUAGCUAAUAACAUGGGAUCAAAGAAAGUUGAAGGAAUAAAGUUGGAUGUUUCUCAAAUUAAAGAUCUACAUUUGGGAGCCGACAUUUUCAAGAAGAUGCCUAAUAUGAGAAUUCUCAAAUUUUAUUCUCGCUGGGGCCCAAGUCAUGUGCAUCUUCCAGAAGGUCUCAGAUUUCUUCCUAAUAAGAUGAGGUAUCUAGAGUGGUAUGGAUUUCCGCUUAAAUCUCUGCCGUCCACUUUUUGUCCUGAAAAACUUGUUAAGCUCUCCAUGCGCAAUAGCCAUCUACAAAAGCUUUGGAACGGAGUGCAUGAUUUUGUGAGCUUACAAGAGAUAGACCUUAGUGGUUCCAAACAACUCCAAGAGCUGCCCAAUCUCUCUAAAUGCUUGAAUCUCAAAGUGGUACGACUUGUGGAAUGCGAAAGUUUGUACUCUGUUCAUUCCUCAAUCUUGUCUCUCCACUCGCUUGUUCAGUUGGACUUAUAUAAGUGCAAGAAACUUGAGAGUUUAAAAAGUGAGUUACAUUUAGAAUCUCUAAAAGAUAUCAAUGUGCAGUGGUGCUGGAAUCUUAAGGAGUUCUCAGUGUCAUCUAAUAAACUGAGAGAAUUGAAUUUAGAAUCAACAGCAAUUAAAAUCUUGCACCCAUCUGUAGUGCGUUCAAGUAAAUUGGAAGCGCUCAGUCUUGGUGGCUCAAGACUUGUGAACCUUCCCAACCAAUUAUCUUGCUUGACAAGUUUGACGGUUCUUAGGCUUUACGGCUGUCAAAUCAUUGAUGAUUUGAAGCUACAUAUCUUUUUCGAUAGCAUGUUGUCUUUAAGAGUAGUGGUGCUGGAUUGCUGCCGUAACAUAAUUGACCUCCCCAAUAACACUAAGCAUCUUUUAGGAUUGCGAUUUCUUAGUAUAAGGCAUUGUAGGAGGCUUCGUUCUUUACCAGAACUCCCACCAUCCAUUGCAAGACUAGAUGCUGAUUAUUGCGAGUCGUUGGAAAUUGUGUCACCUUGUAGACCAUCAAGUGGUGACCCAGUAGACUUCUCAUUCCAGAAUUGUAUGCAACUGAAUGAACAAUCGCUUCACAAUAUCAUGGAUGCCGCUGCCUAUUCUAUACGUUAUUGUUUAUUGCAUAAAGAUGAGGAUGACAUAGAUCCUUGUUGGAUUAGUGUUCCCGGAAGCAGAGUACCAGAGUGGAUCAAAUACAGGGCAGCGCAAAGCUCCGUAAUUGUUGAACUCCCUCCACUUUCAGACUCAUUGCUUUUCUUCUUCUGCAUUGUAGUUGAUGCUGACUCAGAAAGUAACUGGGAAUCUCACGGUUUGAAAUGCUCAUGCUACUUGGAAGGUUUUGAUGUGAAGUAUUCAGUAUGGGAAGAGUUUUUUGGAGAUUCGAAAUCUGAUCACGUUUUUAUAUGGGAUGAUUCCUUCACAUAUGAAGAGAUAAUGGAUGAAAUUAGAAGAAGAAAUCAACAGUUGUUCGCUAACAUGAAGCUUCACUUUGAAUUUUCUAUAGUAACUCAUGAGGCUAUUAUCAAUGGAGAAAGAAAAACAAGCAAGCCAACGAUCAAAGAAUGCGGGGUGUGGCCAGUAUCUGUCUCAGAAUGUCCGAAAUUUGUUGAGGAAAUGGAAAUGGAGAGGAAAAGGAAGAGGCCCCGCGAUGUUGAAGAGCAACAACCACCACUUCGGUUAAAAAAAAUGGAUACUCUCCUUUGA
Neltuma alba is the source of this 3741-nucleotide messenger RNA. RefSeq names its product disease resistance protein RML1B-like. The coding region runs from base 1 to 3741 and encodes 1246 amino acids. The record is from RefSeq and is a predicted model, not a curated record. Gene Ontology annotation, biological process: defense response; signal transduction. NCBI's taxonomy places the organism in Eukaryota, Viridiplantae, Streptophyta, Magnoliopsida, Fabales, Fabaceae. Gene Ontology annotation, molecular function: ADP binding. The transcript has 6 exons.